CAGCAUUUACAGUUGCUGUUUGUUGAGAAUCCUUCAGAUAUAUAUUAUUGGAAUUUGUUAACAAACUUUGCAAAAAAAAAAAAAUAAAUAAAUCACAGAGAAAUCGUGCAGCAAUAAGAAAAGUGCAGAAGUAAUAAGAAGUCGUCAGAGAAAAGGCGAUAAUUAAGCGAAAUAUGGCGCCUGCACCGCAACCACUUGAGCAAGCGUUAGCUGGUUACUUGCCACAAGGUCAAGAAGGAAGCUCCCGUAUGAACACUAUUUCUUUAUCAGUGUUAAUCGAUUUCACCAUCCAAAGGACUUAUCAUGAUUUAACAGUGUUGGCAGAGUUACUUCCUCGUAAAUCGGACAUGGAACGCAAAAUUGAAAUAUAUAAUUUUUCUGCCAGGACUAGGCAGCUUUUCAUACGACUCAUUGCUUUGGUUAAAUACGCAAAUUCCGUCUCCAAAGUGGACAAAUCCGCUAAUAUUAUGAGCUUCCUGGACAAGCAAAAUAUGCUGUUCAUUGAAACGGCUGAUAUGCUGGCACGUAUGUCUCGUGAAACUUUAGUCAGAGCACGUCUACCAAAUUUCCAUAUUCCUGCCGCUGUUGAGGUGCUUACUACUGGAACUUAUAAUCGUUUACCUACUUGCAUUCGAGAGCGUAUAGUGCCACCAGACCCGAUAACGCCCCAAGAAAAGAAACAGACCCUACUGCGUCUCAAUCAAGUUAUACAACAUCGCUUAGUUACUGGAAAAUUAAUGCCACAAAUGAGGGAAUUUAAGAUAAGAAAUGGACGAGUUAUAUUUGAGGUUAAACACGAAUUCAAUGUUUCGCUAACUGUGAUGGGUGAUAAUGCCAACGUUCCCUGGCGUUUACUGGACAUUGAUAUUCUGGUAGAGGACAAGGAGACCGGAGAUGGUAAAGCUUUAGUUCAUCCGUUGCAAGUAAAUUAUAUACAUCAGCUUAUUCAAGUUCGCUUGGUAGAAAAUCCUAACGCUUUAUGUGAAGUGUACAACUGUCUACAUUACUUUUGUCAAUCAUUACAACUGGAGGUUUUGUACACGCAAACGUUACGCUUAAGUUAUGAGCGAUUGGAUGAUAACAUCAACGUAGAAGAAUAUAUACCUGGUUAUAAAAUAACAGUAUCGUAUUGGCGCGAAUUAACAAGCAAAGAUCCAAAGUCCGAGUUGGGCUAUCGUUUGACGGUUCAGUCGGAUCCUAAUGAAAUUGGCCGACCCUUAGCUGUUGUACAUGUACCAUCAUUGGGAGCAAAGGAAUCCGCUGAAGUAGCUGACAGAGCAGUGCGUUCAGAUCACCUCUCAAUGGAACGUUUAAUAGUUCACACGGUCUACAUUCGAUCAGUUUCCAGACUAUCCGAUUUAAAAUUAGAAUUUCAAGCGUUUCUCAAAGACGUAGAUUUUAAUCUGCAAGGAACGCCUGCUAUAUUGACAGUACCUGUAUUAACGCCAUGUUUGAGAGCAGAACAAAUACAUAUCACCAUAGAUACUCACACUGGUAUGUUGCGAUGUCAUGUGCCGAAACAUUUGGACUGUCCAAUUAUGCCAGAAAUGCAGACGUGUUUAAAUGGAGAUCGCAGUAAAUUACCUCAAAUUAUGACAGAGUUACGCUAUUGGAUAACUCAUCGCCGAUGCGAGAAAACAUUACAACACUUACCAGCAACAGCCACUGAGAAUUUGACAUUUUUAAAUAUGCCCGAUCAUCCAUUACUACAAUCCGGCAGACAUAAAAUUUAUGUAAAAUUGCAUCGUCAUCCGAAUGUGGUUUUAGUUGUUCAUUUGAAAGAGAAAUCAUCUAUGCCGAACGAGAUGGAAUAUACUUUUUAUUUGGGCCUGUUAGUCUAUCAAAGUAAUGAAACUGAAGUUUUGUCAGAGGAUUUAACAAAACAAUUGGUACCAGUUCAAACAUCAAGCAGCAAUGUUGAAAAUCAGGGAAGUCAUCACCAUGAAAUUCCAAAAGUUUUUGCCAAGCUUUUGCGUCUAAUUGAAUUUGAUACAUUUGUGGCUACACAUGGCCCCGGCACAGAUGUCGACGACGUUCCUCCACACAAACGUAAAUCAAACAGCGAAUUAACUGCCCCUCCAACUAAGCAAGCCAAAACCAUAUAUCCGGCUUAUAUCAUACCAGACCUGGCACAUGUUGUAGCUAUGUGUGAUGAAAAAAUUCCCUUUUUGAAUCUGGCACAGGCUUUAACCAAGUACAAUGUUCCUCAUUGCGGUCUGCAAGUGGAAUCAAACGCUAUAUCAUUGGUCUUGAAAAUUAUAACAUUGCCGAAACCGACGCCUCCGGACGAUCGCAAAAGCCAGUUUCCUGCUAUUGAGUCGAAUGUUUGGGAUGAUUUAAUGAAACGCGUUUUAUCGAUUUCAAUACGUUCUCAUAUGAACAAAAGCAAUAAAAUCCGCAGCUGGGUAAUGGAGUUCAUAUUUUAUAGUACACCUUUGCAGAGUAUUCAUCCCCGAGAGCAAGGCAAUCGUAGGACCUUAUAUCUCAGCUAUGACCAAAUUAGUAACUAUUCACAAACUGUAGAAGACCUAUUGAAAGAUUGGUCUAAGAUCGUUUAUCUUUACACGUUGGUUUACAGUUUUGCCGAACACAUUAAAAACAAACGUUUAAAUAUUACGGAUAUGCUAAGCAUUAACUCCUAUAACUAUACCAACUUGUUGCUUGGUUAUGGGCCAAAAAAAGAGGUACUUUGCAAUAUAUUUUGGUCAGCGCCGGCGGGCGGUUUUCAUAUGACUUUUUUGGGCGGUAUAACCGCGGUCAACGCGCAUUCCGUAAUUCGUGAUCAGCUUGCUAUUUAUCUGAACACCAAACAUAAUUUGACGCAAAUAGUUCAGCUGCUCCAUGAAACGUACAAUCCAUUAUCAUCAAUUGCUAAGUUACCCAUUAUACCACAUUUGGGCAUUCCACGUCCGCAAGUACCCGUAUUAUCUUUUUGCAUUCUUCCCCAAUCACCAUGUGUGAUACGAUUGGCGUAUCAAGCGGUGUAUUGCUUGGAAAUACGAUUUAGAAGUGGGCGCCUAAUAUCUAUACGUGAUGGAGCAUACAGUCGUUUCGACCGCAAUCUAAUUGAAGAGUUCACUCCCAUACAGGGAUUAAAGGGGUUCCUAUCUAAAUACGUGGAUGAAAAUGCAGUAUAUCGGGGACGCUCGCAAAACGAGGAUGACAAUCCACCUUCGCCAAUCGGUGGUGAGGAUAAUUUUGGGGGACCAGGUAGCGCUUCAGGUGCUAGUGCUGGCGGUUCUUCGCCUUUUCUUAGCACUGGAAUGAGAGGGCCUCAAUCACCGCGCGAUAGUGGUCUACGUUUUCCUGCUCCGCAUACACCACCAUCGAGCUCUAAUCCACAUACACCGGCUAGUCCUCAUCCUUCAGCUGGCGGUGGCGUCGGGACAGGCAGCAGUAACGCCCAAAGUCAUCCAAAUUAUAAUUUGACAUCACCACCUGGACCCCAUAUGCCACAUCCGUCGCCUGGAGCUCUCAUGCCAUCGUCACCCCUGAAUCCUCAACCUAGUCCUCAUAUGGUGCAUAGUCCAGGACCAAAUACUCUUUACAUGCAAGGACAUCAGGAUUCUCCGUUUGCAGCAAUGUCUCCGGCCAACACAAAUUGGCCAGGCUCGCCCAGCAUGCCCCGACCAUCUCCUCGACCUGGCCAAAGUCCGGAUCACAAAUCUGGUCAAUCCAGUGGUAUCAAUCAAAACACAAAUUCUGGUAGCGGUAGCAGUUCGCAAGUAAUUAAUCGGAUGCCGCCGCCUAACCGUUCGUAUGCUGGUGCUGUGCCUACUUUAUUAACUCACGAAAAAUUUGAUUUACUAUGUCGUCCUAGCCCACAUCCGAACAAGGACAUUACUUCGACGAUUGACAUUAGUCCUUUAGAACGUUUUCUGGGUUGUGUAUAUAUGAGGCGUCAACUUUAUCGUAAUGUUCAAAACGAAGACACGCUGACUGCUCUGAAUUCUAAUGAGCCUGGAGUCGUGCUUUUUAAAGUAGAUGGUCUACAAUGCCAAGUAAUUUUAAAUCAGGUCCACAUGCAAUCGUUACAUUUGAAAGUCAAUCAAUUACCCCCACCUCACACUCCGGAUAGUAAACAGCCUUUCCAGUUGAGUCCCGAUGAUUUACUGAUAAUUGAGAAAUUCUUUGACACUCGGGUAGCGGCACCGCCAUAUCGACCAAAUGCCUUGCACGGUUUCAGCCGAGUUUUAAGUUGCGCUCCCCAAGUUCUUAAAGAUUUUCUACAGAUAAUGCGCUUAGAGAUGAAUCCAGAUUUAGGAGGCGAUCAAAUUAAAUGGACAGUGCAAUUUUGUAUGCGUGUACCACCCUCCGCCGCGCCAAUUGUGCCGAUUGGCAGCCCCGGGGUAUUGAUGGUACGGCUCAAGAUUUUGUUCUUUUUGCAAAUUACUCGAAUACCCUACAACGGUAAGGAGUGGAAAGACAGUCCAUCAUUGGUGUUGCCAAUGGUCUAUGAUCUGAGUUCUAAUCUUACGCAAUUGGCUGAGAAACGUGAACAACCGCAGUCACCGGCUGCUACUGCAGUCAGUGCCGUUCUAAGACAUUUUUCUGACCAUUUGGCCCAACCUGGGCAAUGUUCUUUGUUUCCAGCUGUAAGAGAAAUACUAAUUAGUCUCCAGUUACCAAAUGAUGUACCGCCACAAAGUCAGGCUAUUGGCCCACCAAUCGGUGCCAGAGUUGGUUCAAGCCCGAAUCCUAUGAUGCAUUCUCCCAUGCAGCAAAUGGGAGGACCAGUGGGACCGCCCCAAAUUGGUCCCGGUUACCCACAGAUGCCACAAAAUCCCGGACCCCAGUGAUGAAGGCGAAAACGCCGCACGGCAACCAAUUUAAAUGUCUGAUACUGUGGCAGCAUUGCUGGCUGGUAUCAGUUAUAUGCAACUAGCACUAUUUUAUAAUAAGUUAAUUAUUUUGCACAUUUAGAAAAGUAUAAACACAACUACUGAAAAGGGACAUGUUUGAAGGUUAUAACCUGAAAAUUUAUUGUCUUCACUUAUUUAUAUAUUGAGGAUAAUAAAACACAAUUUUAAUAAU
Glossina fuscipes is the source of this 5034-nucleotide messenger RNA. It is a transcript of the gene MED14, whose product is annotated as mediator of RNA polymerase II transcription subunit 14. The coding region runs from base 174 to 4799 and encodes 1541 amino acids. NCBI's taxonomy places the organism in Eukaryota, Metazoa, Arthropoda, Insecta, Diptera, Glossinidae. The transcript has 14 exons. The record is from RefSeq and is a predicted model, not a curated record. Gene Ontology annotation, biological process: regulation of transcription by RNA polymerase II. Gene Ontology annotation, cellular component: mediator complex; core mediator complex. Gene Ontology annotation, molecular function: transcription coregulator activity.